CGUUCGUGUUCACGUUUAGCUCGACUACGACGGGAUUUGCAUUGUUGACGGAGGCGAUGAUCACAGAAUCCUACUUCCACAUUUGCCGCUGCGAUUUAGCGGCAUGAUUUUGUUGUCGCCGAAAACCGGAGCGUUGUUCAUCUCCCUGCUCAUCUCUGUAGAAACAGCUUACUACAUUAGUCUGUCUUCUCGCUAUCUCUUUGUAUGCGGCUUCCAACAAUGCCGUACGGCCAUCAGUAAUCCUACAUGUCGAUUGUUUAUCACGGGAGUUGAUUUGCCCUGGUGCCGACGAUUUCAUAUACCAGUUAACACCCCCUGGUGGUCAUCAGAUAGUUAAUAGUUAAAAUUGGUUAAAAUUAUUUUGUAACUACCGUACAUUUCCACAAGAAUAAACAUAGUAUGGAAAGAUACCAUUUAAUGGAGUUACUUCAGAAGGAAGCAGAAAAAGAAGAAUAUGGUGGCAUUUUUUCUAUUGAUUUUCUGCAAGAAUUUCCUAUAGGAUCUGUGAGAUGGAAGUUGCCAGGAGUAACAGAUUUAACUUAUAUUAGAAGUCUGAUUGAAUGUUCACAAUCAUGCCCAUCUGAUAGUGAUGAAUCCUAUUUUUUAUUUGAUGAUCCUGAUACAGAUGAAAUGGCAAUGGUGGAUAUGAGGUAUGCUGAAAAUGCAGAAAAGAAAAAGCUUAAGAAACAGCGUCAAAAAGAGAAAAAAAAGAAAGAGAAAAUGAAAGUGGCAGAGACUGAACCAGUUAAACAAAGCGGUAAAAACAAUUUGGUAUCGAGUUCAAAGUCACCCUCUGUUGCUGCUGAAACAGAACAUAAAGAAGAUCAUAAAGAAAUAAAAAAAAUAAAACCAAAGAACCAUGAUUUACCAAAGAAAGCUAAAGCAAACACACAAAAAGUAUCAGUGCUUACAUACAGCGAGGAUAAAGAAAAUGAUAGCAUAGAGCAAGAUUCCCAAAGUGAAGAUAUGAAUGAAGAUCCUACAUUUAGAAAUUAUCCCUUUUUUACGGAUUCUGCAAAAGGAUUGUCAAAACCAACUGAAGGUCAAAUGCAAAAGAAGAAAGUCAACAGUGAAUCUGAUAAUGAUAAAGUAAGAACAAUGGAAGAUACUGAUGAUGAGGCUAUACUGCCUGAAAAUUACUUGACAUUUUUCAAGAAGUCAGUAAAGCCAUCUUGCAGUGGGGUAAAGGUGGAAAAUGAAAAAUCAUCCAUAAGAUCAAAUGUUCUUGAUUCCAAAGAUAAUAAAACUAAUAUUGACAGAAAUAGGCCCUUACAUGCAAGUGGAUGCUUUUCAGAUGAUGAUGAUGAUACAGAAAUGGACACAGAGUUUGUUACAGUGAAGAAGUCUAAAAAACCAAAAUAUUUAUUGGAAAGUGGUGAACAUUCAUCAGAUGUUCUUGGUGUACAUGCCUAUCAUUUAAUUUUACAAGGCAACAUACUUGAAGCAAUUCAUUAUUUAAAUGAAGCCAUUCAACGGGAUCCAAAUGACAUUCGUCAUUACAUCAAUCGUAGUUACUGUUACUUAAGACAAGCACGAUAUCCAUUAGCAUUAUCGGAUGCACGUCUUAUUGUGAAAAAUUCAGAUAAUCCAAGAGAAAUAGCAAGAGCUUUCUGUCGCAUGGGGCAAGCUUUUUAUGGAAUGGAGAAUUAUGAAGAAUCAGAGAAAUACUUUGAAAAGAGUAUUAAUCUGAAUCCGGGUAAUCCCCAAGUACAGCGUGAAUCAUUAAGGAUGCAAGUAAUGAAGUUGGUUCACAUGGGUUUCCAUGAGAAAGCUGUAGUCCAAUGUAUCGAGCGUUGUUCAAAAACAUUGGUGCAAGAAUGGCUUGAUCAGGAUGUUAUUACACUCUUGACUAAUGAUAAGACUGCGACGGGUUCAAAUACCAGUGUUACCGAUAGCGAUUGUGGUGACAAUGACAUAUAUUGUUCAGAUGACGAUGAAAGGCCAAGCAAUGCACGGUUGUUAUCAAAAAUGAUCUCAAAUCGAUUGAAAUUAUACAAUGAAACGAGCAGUAUGGAUUCCUACAGUCAAUCCUCUGUGGCUGGUUCUAGCAGUUCAAUACCACAUUCUAAUAAGGCUGGAACUAGCGGUAUUAAAACUGCUAGUUCUAAACAGACUGUUCCAAGAGUUAUAAAAGCGACGGCUUCCCAAUUUGCUCAACCGCCAGAAAAUUUUGUUAUUAAUGAUAAAUCAAUUUGGGUCGGUAAUAUACCAGCAAAAACUACCAAUGCUAUGUUACGUGCGAAAUUUUCAAAAUUUGGCAACGUAAUUUCUGUUCACAGACGCAAUAACGAUACAUAUGCGUUUAUUAACUUUUCUAACUCUCAAUCUGUGAGGAAAGCCUUUGCAGUUGGUCAUAAUUGUUAUAUCAACGGGGUUAAAGUUACUAUAAAAACAGCUCAAAGAUCAUUUAAAUAAGUUGUAUAUAUUUCCUAAUUAAAAAAAAAAACAGAGUUUAGAGUAUUCGCCUAAAGCUUUAUAAAAGCAGAAUUUCAACUAGAAGCAAGUUUACGUGAUAAAGUUUGAUUUUAUAAAGAAAUAUGUUAAAUUUGUCUUUUUAUAUAUUUUUGAUAUUAAGCUGUCUUUUAUUAUAUCAACUGAUAAAAAGUACAGAGUUUAGUUUACGAUAGCGACUCUGAUGUUUGUCUGUGUACAUCAUGAGAAAUUAAAUAUAUUUUUUGUCCAGUAAACUUUGUAACUUGUUUAGUGAUAAAAACAAGUGAUGCGAGAUUUGUAAGAAAUUUCCCAGCGCAUGAGAAUUUACCAACAUUACAAUAAGAAACAUCAAGUGUCAUGUUAUACAUAUAAUAAUCGUCAUAAAUAUAUAAAUCCGAAAAUAUA
Messenger RNA from Cephus cinctus (wheat stem sawfly), 2838 nucleotides. RefSeq lists its product as uncharacterized. The record is from RefSeq and is a predicted model, not a curated record. The transcript has 8 exons. The coding region runs from base 400 to 2415 and encodes 671 amino acids. Lineage: Eukaryota; Metazoa; Arthropoda; Insecta; Hymenoptera; Cephidae. Gene Ontology annotation, molecular function: RNA binding; protein binding.